UAACUUUGUUUACACAGCCGACUCCAUUCAUUCAUCGAAACAAAAUCACACCCUCAGAGGUGGCCGAUAAGAUUUUAAUAGCUUGUCAGGAGUGCCUGUCAUGUUCAUUAGGUCUGAACGUUCACAUUCCUAGGGCAUUUCCAGUCCGCGCGCACACACACACACAUACACACACACACAGCUGGAAAAGGAGGAGGAGAAAUCUGGUCACUUAGAAGGCAUGCAUCAUCACCACCCUAGCCGGCAACUAGUGGACUCUUAAAACUAUUUCAUCAUGUGGAUUCAUUGGAGAAAUGAGCUUCCUGGAUCAGACAUGCCAAAUCAUAAACUGGCUUGUUUUCUCUCUGCGUCUGCCUCGGCUGCUGAGAGUCUGUAGCAGCCGAUGCCCAAGGACCAGAAGAAAUUUGCUUUUGGGCACAGCCUUUGUGAUCUAUCUGGGUUUCCUUGUCAGCCAAGUAGGCCAUAUUGGACCACAGCACAGAGGUAGACCCCUGAAAGCAAACAUCCGGAAUGUGCAAGCUGCUGACCAGAGCCUUUCCCUCGAAAUCCCGUUGGAUGGUACCUUCUUGCUUCCUGACUUGGAAAGGUCCACCGUCGGGCCAAAUGACACUUCAGCACUGCCCAAUGUAGUGUACAUCACCCUGCGCUCCAAGCGCAGCAAACCGGCCAACAUCAGAGGCACAGUGAAGCCUAAGCGAAGGAAGAAGCAAGUUGUGUCUAUGCACUUUGGAAAUCCACUUAUUGGCACAAGCCAGGGGAAAACCUUCAUCCAAAAGUCAUUCCACGAUACAAGUGAUUUGAGGAACAAUGGAAGAACAGCCAUUCCAGAAAAAAACAGACAACACAGGGAAGACUACAAAGGGAAAGAGGUGCCAAGAAAUUAUAAGGCACACUGGAGAGCUGCAAUGAUGGUAAGAAAUAGAUAUGUUCAAUCCAGUGCUCAGGAGAGUAAUAUCAGGAUAUAUAGCGAGAGCCCACCGCCUUGGUUCAGCAAGGAAGACAUCUCACAUAUGCAUCUUCUGGCAGAUUCCAAAAUAGAAAGGGUCCAAGAGGCACCUUUUCAACACGGGGUACUUGUAAUAUUUCGAAAGACUACUGCUGUGGACCAGGUAACCAAAAGCACCGCUUGCAGCCAGGGACGCUGCGGGCUUAUCAAGAGGCCUUUUGACAUGAGUGAAGUGUUUGCCUUCCAUUUGGACAGGAUCCUGGGGCUGAACCGGACUUUACCUACAGUAAGCCGAAAAUCAGAAUUCAUACAAGGUGAUCAGCCAAGUCCUAUUAUUCUUUGGGAUCCUUCUUUGGCUCAGACUGACAGUGAGACCCAUUCUUCGGUGCAGCUAAACUGGGGAGCUUACAAGGAACUGCUAAAGCACCAGUGUUGGCAAAAUGGCAAAGUUCCCAAAGUAGAAUGGGGAUGUACUGGCAUCCACCAUUUUGAGUGGUCCAAAAUGACACUUCUGGAUUUUCUUUUACAGAUAUAUCACCGCUUGGAUAAGAACUGCUGUGGGUUCAAACCACGUAAAGAGGAUUCCUGUGUAGAGAAAGGACUGAGUGGAAAUUGUGAUGACCAGGAUAACAUUGCUUUGACACAUAUUAUCCAGAGGAAGGAUGAUCCAAGGCAUUUGGUUUUUAUAGAUAAUAAAGGCUUCUUUGACAGAAGUGAAGACAAUCUGGAUUUCAAAUUGUUACAAGGCAUAAAUGAGUUCCCCCACUCAGCAAUAUCUGUGCUGAAAAGCCAACAUUUGCGAGAAAAGCUUCUUCAGUCUUUGUUCCUUGAUAGAAUAUUUUGGGAUAGCCAAGGUGGUCGCCAAGGCAUUGAAAAACUGAUUGAUGUGGUUGAACGGAGGGCCAGAAUUCUCCUCACUUACAUUAAUGCACAUGGGGCAAAAGUGAUCCCAAUGAAUGAGUGAGACAGCCCCACUGAAGACAACAAUGUUUCCAUCUAAAGCAGGGGUGGAAAUUUGAGGUCUUCUAGAUAUUGUUGAACUGCAAAUCCUGGCAGGCUAUGUUCAUAGAGCCCUGGAUGAAGAAUGCUGGAGAUCUCAUAUAAUAAUACCAAGAACUCCACAGUUCUUCUCAGCCCUGAUCUAAGUAAACAUGUAAAGGAGUAUGCUAUGAAUGGAUGAACACUGAAAGAAGAAAACACACGGACUCUACCUGAUUCAAAAUUAGUCAAAACUUUAUUUUACAAUCCUAUACACAUUUGCCAAAUAGUAACCUCUUUAAAACUCAGUGGAUUUACUAUUGAGCAGACUAUAAUAUGAUUGUGCUAUCAUCUGAACAAAUAAUGAAACUAACAUUUUAAAAUAGGGAUUUACAAAGAUAAUCAGGGCGCAAUCAUACCUAAUUCUCUGGAUUAUGAAGUCAUAAAGCACUUCAGAAGAUAAGUUUCACUCUGGAAAAAUAAAGUUUCAAUCCAGAUUUAGGCUUGUGCCACUUGAAUAUUGCAAAUUGAUUUCUCCACCAUUCUUGCUUACGACUACCUAUUGAAAAUAAUACACAGAAGACUGCAGCACACUAAUGGAUGGAGCGGCAACUUUCAUGUGCACCACUGACAAAAGGAACCUCCACCUGAUUUGUUGGUAAUCCACCUCUUCCUCUCACACCAUGACAUUCAGCAAGCUUCCAGUCCCUCAGUGUAGAUGUCUUCAGCAGCUAGAAAGGCUGCCAUGCAAUCUUAGUUGUAUACACUAAUAUGGAUCCUGUUCUAACACUAGUAAUAGAUAGGUAUAACUUGCUAAUUUUCUACUGGAAGGAAGCAAUAAAACAUUUUAGCAAUUUCCUCAUUGCUGUGAAAAUGUCUUUGAAAACUACUGUUUUUGAAGACUCUUUACAGCUUAGGAAUAUUUUAUGCACAUUUUUCACAUGGUUGUUUCCUACAAAAAACAACAUUUUUGGUACAGGAAAUAUAUAAGAAAUAUUAUUUCUUUAGUAUAACAUUAUUCUAUUUGCAGGAAAUGCUGCUGAUUGGAUAGAAAAUGCCUUUCCCUCUAUGUAUAAAUCAAUGGCAUGCAAUUUUUGCACAGAAUGUGUCCUUGUCUACAACAUUUUCUACUCAAGAAAUAACUUUUUCUGCAUAGAAAAUUGCAUAAGUCCUGAACUGUGAAGAUUCAUAUCUGUUUUCCUCAAUGUUUUUCAACACUUGACAAAGGCAUUUGUGACCACUUUCAAAUAUUUUGUCAAUUCUUCCCAUCCCUUCAAUGCUAACAGAUUUCCCAUAAUUUAUUUCAAGGGGAAUGUGUUUAGAACAUUUUAGAAAUAUUGUUCACUUUGGGAGAAAACCCUGAAAUAUAUGACAAAAGUUGAAACUCUAAAUGUUGCAAAACUUGCAUAAAGAAAUGCUUUUACAGAGACUUUUCAGUUAUUUCCAGUUAAAAGUCUGACCUCAGAUUUCUGUACACGUCUAAGACUGUUUUAUUAAAAAGAAAUCAAAAGACCAAAAACACACUCUUAUUGUACUCAGUAGCCUGUUAUUAAAUUCUAAAGAAAUGUUUACUA
Anolis sagrei ordinatus is the source of this 3498-nucleotide messenger RNA. RefSeq names its product golgi associated kinase 1B (gene GASK1B). Lineage: Eukaryota; Metazoa; Chordata; Lepidosauria; Squamata; Anolidae. The record is from RefSeq and is a predicted model, not a curated record. Gene Ontology annotation, cellular component: Golgi apparatus.